UAACAAUGCUUUAUAUGAUGAUAACCAAAUUGAAUACGAAACUAAUGUUAUGAUGAAUUCUGAAAGUACCUACUAUGAAGACGCCCAAACAAAUAUGGCAUCUUGGGACUGGAAUCUUAUAGCUAAUAGAAUCGAUGAACUAUGUAAAAAUUACCAAAAUGAUAAUGAGUUUGAUAUACUAUACAAUAAUAAUCAUGUUAAAUUUAAUGUUAGUAGUAAUGUAUUAUGUAAUAUAACUCAAAAUAAAUAUGAAUGCAAUAAUGUAGAGGAUGUUGAAAACAAUCGAUAUAGUGAAUUGCGAGAAGAAGUUAAAAGGUAUGAAAAAGAGCAGGGAUUUAGAAUGUGCUGUUAUCAUGUGGAAAAGUCUAAGAAUGGUGAUAUUCAAAGAUGUAUGUUAGUUUGUGAACACUUUGGCCAACCUGAAAUAAUGAAAAGCAAGGAUCCAAAAAAAAAAACUACAUCUAAGUGUAUUGGAUGUACUUGGCAAAUAAAUUUGUCAUGCCUAGAGAAAGAGAAUCCCCACAAGAUCAUAUAUAUUACCAAAUUAGUUGAUGAGCAUAAAAAUCAUGACCUUGAUCUAUCACGUUACAAUUUUCAGGAAAAUAUAGAGUUUACCACAGAGAUGAUUCAGGAUCAAGUUCGCAAAGCUUUGGAAGAAAAAUAUUUCAUCAAGAUCUAUAUGCCAGUACUACACCGAAAGGAGGCUGAUCCCCAGUGGUAUGUUCAGGUUGAUUGGGAUUCAAACAGCAAAGCUACUAAUCAUUAUGAAAUGGCAUUGUCACUUUUUUUGGUGGUUGACAACCAUUUGUCUUCCCGGUUAGUGGCACAGGCAUUGACAGACGAUGAAACCAAAGAGAUGCAUAGUUGGAUAUUACAACAAAUUAAGAAAGCAACACAUGAUGCUAUUCCACAGGUUAUUUUUACUGAUGCCGAUCCUGCUCUAGUUGCUGCUAUACGAGAUGAAUUUCCUACUACAAAUGCACUUCAUUGUAUGUUUCACAUUACACAGAAUAUCGCUUUCAAUCUCAAAAAUCAUCUAAAAGACCAAUAUGAUGAGUUUGUCAAAAAUUUCUUUAAAGUGCAGCAAAUCGGAUUUGUUCCAAUUUUCGAAUAUCGAUGGAAAUUACUGCUUGAAAAGUAUAAUAAUGUGAAUCUUGUAGACAAGUUAAUGGCUUGUGUUCUUGAGGAAGAUAAAAAAACAGAUUAUGCUUUAUUUCAUGCAUCAAUUCCUAAAGCUGCCUUAGUUGCGACAGCCAGUACUAUUCUUUCAAAUGUUUGUGAAAUGUUGCGAAAGCAUUUAAUUGUGGAAAUAUUAAAGAUUCAGGAGAAUCAAAUAAAACAAUUGCUGCAAUAUCAUGCUGUAAUAGUAACACAAAGUGAAUUACAAAGAUAUCAUGCAAUCAAUUUUAACGAUCCUGCCAUAUUUGAAAACCAAAAUUAUACUGAUAUUAUUGCCAAAGCGAUGCUGAAUCUU
Cetraspora pellucida is the source of this 1474-nucleotide messenger RNA. The record is from the annotation of a GenBank genome assembly. NCBI's taxonomy places the organism in Eukaryota, Fungi, Glomeromycota, Glomeromycetes, Diversisporales, Gigasporaceae.